AUGGAGAUUGAACAUGAAAAGUUGCAAAAGAAGAGAGUUGCAAUUAUUGGGGCAGGUGCUAGUGGAAUUCCUGCUGCUAGAGAAGCUCUUGACCAUGGUUGGCUUCCUUUUGUGUUCGAAUCUUCAACAGAUAUUGGGGGUCUUUGGAGAUACAAACCCUAUGAAACUGAAGGUAAAGGAGCUUAG
Molecule: messenger RNA, 186 nt
Organism: Meloidogyne enterolobii
Lineage: Eukaryota; Metazoa; Nematoda; Chromadorea; Rhabditida; Meloidogynidae
Source: the annotation of a GenBank genome assembly